Vanrija pseudolonga is the source of this 3604-nucleotide messenger RNA. Its product is annotated as Zinc finger protein. Gene Ontology annotation, molecular function: DNA-binding transcription factor activity, RNA polymerase II-specific; RNA polymerase II cis-regulatory region sequence-specific DNA binding. The record is from RefSeq and is a predicted model, not a curated record. The transcript has 2 exons. Bases 1048 to 3417 code for a protein of 789 amino acids. Gene Ontology annotation, biological process: regulation of transcription by RNA polymerase II. Lineage: Eukaryota; Fungi; Basidiomycota; Tremellomycetes; Trichosporonales; Trichosporonaceae. Gene Ontology annotation, cellular component: PcG protein complex; transcription regulator complex; chromatin.
ACCACAACCACCACCACCACCACCACGCCCACUCCUUGUCCAACGCCGCCGCCUCCGCAGCGCCGCCGCGCCGCGGUCGCGUCUCGUUCCCGUGUCCCCCUCUUCCCCACGCCCUCCCUCCCCUUGUGCCCUCCCUUCCUUGCGUCGCACAAGCCUUGUUUGAUCGCAUGGACAAUCUCGACAAAGGCUCGUCUACCCUCCGACGCUGGCGUCGGCGCCGCACGCAGCAAGUAAUGUUGCGGCCGCGGCGGCGGCGGUGCAGUGACUGGCCGGCAGGACUGGGGUUUGUGUUUUACCUCGUCGUCUGCCCUUGGCUUGCUGUUCGUCUGAUUCAAGUGACCCACAAUUCCUCGGAAACAUUCCUCUCUAUUUACUCUUGUUCCACACCAGUGUCGCUGACGCAUUUUCUCAUUGUCCCUCUACUCUCCGUCUCUCUCUCACUCUCAACACUCUCCUUCAUUCUUCUUCAACCCCUUUUUCAACUGUGAACCCCCCACCCAUCGACCCUUGAUCCUCGACCACUUGCCCCCCCCGGACACCCCAACACCCCUACAACAACAACAACAACACACCCAUCACUCGUUACAAUUUACGACUAAUUGAAACCGUCGCGACUUGGCAAACCCCCCCGACCGCCUUCUUUGCACCGUCACUUUUGUUCUGGCCGGCGAUCACUUUGGUUCAUCAUCAUCAUCGUCCAUCUGACACACAACACCCCAUCGACAACUUGACCCACUCUUAACCUGGCAUUGCCCACCACACGAUCGUCACCUGAUUCGAUAUCACACGCAACACUUUCCGCCCACCCGCUCCUUCGUUGUUGCCACGCAUCGCCCUCGUCGUCCUCAUCAUCGUCCCCACCCAUGUUCAUCUGUUGGCCACCGUUGCGCCCUUGCUAAACCGCUCAACGAUCAACACAUCGGCCAUCUCACACCCCUCCCCCGCCCUUUGCGCCCUUCCCAUCUCGGUUGCAUGGCUUUUGAAACCGCAGCCCUAGCAAGGCGACAUUGCUAAGCCCCCCCCCCUCUCCGCGUCCGCGUCCGCGUCAUGAAGACUGCGACACUGCCGACUAUUCUACCUUUAAACGCUAUGGCUCAGUCUCCGUCAUUGAAGCUGGAGCCUCCCCUUGUCUCACCAACCCACAUCCCCAAGUCGGCACAGAACCUUGCGUCCCCUCGCCAGGUCCUGCCCCCCUCCCCUGCUUCAAACAACACCGACCACGGCGCACCUCCCGGCGCCCGCCCACCAAUGAUCCGUCGUGGAUCCCGCUUUGACCCCAUGGGACAUACCGCAGAGGACGAGGAGGAUGCCUAUGGAGACCUUGGCACUCGGCAUCCUCUGCGCAAAAUCCGCGAGGAUGUUCUGCCCGAACGCAACCCCAACGAGAGCGUGAGCCUUCCAGGCAUCAAAGCGCUCCUCAACGCUACCGACCAGCCCCCACUGGCAUCGCCCUUUGCCCAGUCCUUCUUCACAUCGCCGAGCGUCAACUCGAGUGCAUCGGCAACUUCCCCCCUCGGCUCGCCUACGUCUAGAACCUCGAGGUUCUCAUCGUUUGCUUCAUCUGUCGCCGAGGGAACCCAGGGCUGGUGGGCUCCAGAGGAACGGUCUCAUUCCUUUUCCGGCUACCCUCAGCCGCCGUCGCGCUCGGGCUCCUUCAGUGCCCGUAUGGUCGACGACGACGGGCCUGACGUCAAGCGUCGCAGAUCCGACCUUGCACCCACGCUUCCCGACGCCGACGAGAUUGCCCGUCUAAAAUGGCAAGCCCAGAGCAGAAACGCCUCGUUUCCUGUUACGGGCUCCAUAUCGACUGGCUCCAGUGGACUUCGCUCAAUGCUCUACCCUCCCCCCGCAAUGUCUGGUAACCACUCGCGCGGCUCCAUGUCUGGUCCUUUGUCGUCGCCCCUGUCACCGCCCAUUGAGUCGCCGUUUCAGCAACAUCACAACCAGUCUCGCCAAGGCUCACUAACUGGCCCACUAGCGCGCUCGUUCGCCGACCUCAGCGCAUCAGAGCGCAGCCCCUCGCAUGGCAUUCCUCGAACAACGUCGCCGACGCCAAUUGAAAGGCGCCCUUCCCUGUACUCUCGGAGUUCACUAUCCAACGAGUCUGUACCCCAGGUACCCUCUCGCCGGACGUCUUUGGCAACACUACCCUCAGCCACCUCGGCGAGCGCAGACCCGCCCCAGCGCGGCGCUCUGACUCGUCCGCCGUCUCCAGAGCCAUCGGCACGGCCUCCUCGUCGAUCUUCUCUGGCAGAACUCAUCAUGGCCAAGAGCGGCGACGACAUUGCCAUUGCCAAGGGCGGUCGCUUCUUCACACCGCCAGUCACCUCGACCACGGCCCCCGAACGCACUCCUGAACAGCUUCAGCCCCAGCCGCAGCAACAACAGCUGUCCGCGCCGACCAACCCUUCUUGGCUCACACGUCGCGAGUCGACAGAUUCAGUUCGCUCGGCGUCCUCGCUCCCCGGCCACGUCUUUGCUGGAGAACCCGACCACGGUGGGCCAAGUGUACCUCGUCGACGCAGUGCAGUUGUACCCAGCGUUUCCAAAAUGGGACCCGACUCUAGGCGCUCGUUUGCCAUGGAAGAAGACGAGCUAGCCGACCCCAAGAGCGACCCGGGCAUGCGUGGAAUGGAAGUUCUGGCGGAAUCUGCGCGUCGCGUGGCCGAUGCCGAGCGAAAGGACAGCAACGACGAUCGCGACGCUAGCCCCUCCAAGCCAAACAGUGGCGGUCCCAGCUCUGGCCCCAAGUACCCCUGCCAAUACUGUGCAAAGACAUUCUCACGUCCGAGCUCUUUGAGAAUUCACACGUAUAGCCAUACCGGUGAAAGGCCAUUUGUGUGCAAGGAGCCGUCAUGUCGUCGGCGAUUCUCGGUCCAAUCCAACCUCAAGCGUCAUGCCAAGGUGCAUCAACUACAAGCACAGCAGGCACAAGCAGCAGUUCAGAUGGGAGGAAUGCGCGGCGGACCGGGCGGCCCACACCAAAUGCAUCCGGGUCCGCACCCUGGAGCGGCCCCUCAGCAAGCUCCUCCGCCUCAGCAUGUUUAUGGAUAUCCGCCACACCAACAGAUUCACCCGUCGCACAUGGGACAUCCCGCUCAUGGGCCGCCUGGUCCCUACGGACCGCCUCACAGCUUUGGGCCUGGUGGUCACCCCCCUCCCCCUGGGUUCGAAAUGGGACGCCCCGGGCCGCAAGGGCAGCACUUUGCACCGGUUCCACACCGUGGCGGGGCUCCGCUAGGCCAUGAGCAGGCGCGUGCUGCCCACUACCACGAGACGCAACGGCGGCGCUCGCACGACGAGCAUGCCGGACCGGGCCGAUCCGGCCACGCCCAGCGUGGUCCGGGCGGUGGCGGCGAAGGUGGCUGGGGCAGCGAGGAGGAGGACGAGGAUGAGCUCGACGAUGAUGAGGACUAGGGGGAGGUGUUGGGGGAGGGGGGAAGCGACUCUGUGUGUGUGAAGGGGAGGGAAGUUGACCUUGUAGAGUAGUUUUAUCCCGCGCGCUGGCCGUCACUUCGCGUUUGUUUUGUCCUGUCUGCUCAUUAUUCCUAUCUAUCCCAUCAUGUUUUGGCUAGCUGAGCGCCAAAUGCAAUCAUCAUCAUUG